Vespa crabro (European hornet) is the source of this 11621-nucleotide messenger RNA. RefSeq lists its product as uncharacterized. The record is from RefSeq and is a predicted model, not a curated record. The transcript is spliced from 3 exons. The coding region runs from base 1242 to 1775 and encodes 177 amino acids. Lineage: Eukaryota; Metazoa; Arthropoda; Insecta; Hymenoptera; Vespidae.
UGUAUUAAUGAGGAAAUAUUUUGAGGAAAUAUUCCGCAAUUCAUUUAUACUUUUAUUAUUUCAUGGCUAUUGGAUGGGAGUUGAUUACAUCUUGUUGAAUUUAUCAUUAUUUAUAUCAUUGACAUUCCAUAAUAAAUUAUCGUAAAUCAAUUUAUACAAUUUGAGCAUCAUAGUAUUCCAAUUUUUCUAUUUAAUUCUUUAUAUAAUUAAUUACUUCAUAUAUUAUAUAUUAUAUAUAUAUAUAUAUAUAUUUAUAUAUGCACACAUGAUUGUGCGGGUUAAAAGAUAAAAUUUUCCUCAUUAUUGUUCCUUAAUUGUAUCAUAUAUGUACAAUACAUGUAACAUCGUUCUUUUUUUCUCAUCCAUUCGUCACUCACUUCGUCCGAUGAUAUCUGAAAACUCAAAUCUUCCAAAAGUAGAAUCCGAAAAAUAUGCAAUAGUUAAUUUAAUUAUUAUGUUUAUACUAUUAUAUUGGUUUAAUAACAAUUAAUUCGAGUAAGUAUAUCACAUGAAAUUUUUGAAAGGCCAAAAACAUGACAAGUACGUAAUACGAUGAAGAAAUAUUUUAAAGUACAAUUUAAAAAUAGAUAAAAAGAGAUAAUAGAAACAUGAAAAUAGAUUUGAUAUACAUAUGAAUAUGUAAAAUAUUUAAAAAGGGAGAAAGAGAGUUGUUCACGUAAUAAGAAUAUCAUAAAUUAAAACAUCGCAGCUCUUCAGUAUAUUUCUGAUAAAGGAGCCAAAGAUUUUCAAUGAUUUUUUUUUGUUUCCAGCCUUGACUAAUAAAAUAUGAAGAAAAAUGGCCAAGAAAUGUCAAUUUAUAUUACAUAAAGAUGUUUAGAAGAAUGUGUAUAUAUGUUCACUUAUGUUUAUAUAUGUAUGAAUAUAUAUACUCUUGUAACGAACCUUAUUCAUUUAUUCCUAAGACAGAAUUGUUUCGUUCUUUUGCUCUUGUAGAAUUUAAUUAUGCAUAAUUCUAUUUGAUAUUUCUCCUCGUAAAUCUUUGCAUAUUAUUUAUUCAGACAAUCGAAUGUAGUUUCGUAAGGGAGACAAAAAUCAAAGAAGUAUCGACCUUCCCUUUCCGAAUAUGUGAAUGUAGUUAGUAUAAUAAGCCUCGAGACGAUAAGAAAGAAAAAUUAUUUGUUGAUUUGUUCAAUUUGUAACAAAUCAUCAGUGAAUUUCAAUUAGGAUAUCCCUAAAUUUCUCACCUAAAGAUACAAAUAGUUCUUUUACUUAAAAAAGAAAUGGACGAUGACAUAGCUAGUCUUAAUUACGAUUGCAAUUAUAACCUUUACCUGGCCAAGCGCCUGGUCAUCGACAUGAAGAGAUUUCGCGGUAUUCCUUUUAAUUAUAUAGAUCAUCGAUUUAUUGAAAAUUUAUUUACUUAUUUCGCUUUAGAUCGGCAAAACGCAGUAAAGUGGUUACGUUUCUUGAUGAAUACCAACCACGAUAUUGCCGCAAUGCGACUUAGAAAUGAUUUUAUGCAUUAUUUAGUAUUGAAUCUUCAAGAAAGUCAAUUGAGGCCACCUUUCGACAAACCACCGCCUAUUAUCGAAUGUCUUAAGGAUAUAGCCAGAUUCAUAGUCAGUGUACCUGGCAAAAUCGACGUUACUGACGAUGCAUUGGACUCAUUAAUCAAUUUAGAGGAUCUGGCUGAAGAGAAAUCAAUGAUAAUGUCAUUAUCGCCAGACGAUGGUGCUUUUUUGACUUCUCAACCUGUACCUCAUCACGGUUCCUUUUGUUAUUUGGCUAUUACUACGAAGAAAAGGGAAAGCUAAGAAUAGGAAUCGUCGUUAUAUCAAUUUCUUCGAUAUAUCCUUUCAUUUUAUUCCCCCAUAACUUUUGUAUCUUCUUAUAAAGUAUAUUUUUUUUUAUAUACACAGAGGUAUAUGUUUUAUCUUUGAAUAUUUCAAAAAUAGCAUAGUUGUUUUAGAUUCAGUUUUUUGUUUUGUUUGUUUUUCUCUUUGCUCUUUGUAAUUUCCUUUAAAAUUGUAAUAUUUCUUUCUGUUAUUUCUAUAACUCGCUUAUACGAUUUUCUAUUUCUUUUUAUACGUUUAAAAAAUAUUUCAUCGAAUGUUAGUAGUCUUAUAAAAUGUAACUUUACGCUCCCUUUAAGCGAAUAUAAAUUGGAAAAUAUAUAACAACUCGGCCAAUUACAAAAAGCGUAUUGGUUUAUCUAGACACUAUAUGAUUAGCUUAUCAUUAGUUUGCUCAGCUUUUUUUUUCUCACACAGUAUCACAUUAUUAACAUAACAAUAAUGGCUAUGCUAAUAUAAUAGAAUAGAUUAGAUUUAGCAUAUGGUCUAUUAGGCUUCUUACCUAUAUACACGUUAUCUCAAUUUGCAAACACUAUGAAACAAUAAGAAAUAAAAUUAUCAGAUUGUAAUACCGGCGGAAUGAAAACAAAAGAUCAAAUAUUUUAUGGAUAUAUAGUGCCUUCGAUCUUUAUUCAUAGGCAUGCAAACAAUUCUGUGACUUUGGAAAAUAUGUGAAUUAUAUAUACACACACGAAAUAUAAAUAGUAAAGCGAUUAAAAACUUGCUUUGCAAUUGACUUAUGCCUUGUAUUCUUUCUCCAGAUUUAUAAAUAUUUAAAGAUUUAAAACAAAAUGAAUCCAAAUGGAGAUAAUCAAGUUGAAAAAGGAACCUCUAUAAAAUUCGUUGUAUUUGUUUCUUUGAUGAAAGACGUGAUAUUUAACAAGCACCGUCCCCGAAAAAUUGAUACAGUAAUAAAGUAUCAGUGUAUAACUUCAUACUCAUGCUUUCGAAACAGUGAUCAUAUUUAAAUAACAAAUUACUUGACAAGUUUUUAUGUACGUAAAUAUUCCAAAGUGAUAUUUGUAAAUUUGAUCAUUACAAUGACGGACGAUUAUACUUUGUAUUACUACUACGAAAAUGAAAAAUUGAUUGAAAAAUCUUUAUGAAUCCCUUCUAUUUCUUUAUGUUAUCUUAUAUCAGUUAUCUGGACGCUCUCACGUGUAGACGAAUGUCUAAAUAACUUGGGCAUAUAUCAAUAUAAAAUUAUCAUUUGCCAUUGAGAUAUGAUCAAUUUCUUUCGUAAUCAAUAUGUACAACACAUUAUCGAUUUUAUCGAUUUUCACGUAAACAAGCGACACAUCUAUCGUCGUUGCAUGCAAAAAACGAAAGUCGUGCAGCGUCAAUAUAGGAAUGGAGUAUAUUUGUUCAUUUAAUCCAAAAAAAAAAAAAAAAAAAAAAAAAAAAAAAAAAAAAAAACGACGCGACAUUUUUAGUCGCGUUAAUUAGAAAUAACAUUUAUAAGAUUACGUGCAGCUUGAUAAAUAUUAUAUAUCUAAAAUAAAUACUCAUUAAAGAGAACUAUAAGUUGGCAGAUGCAUGUUAUCAGCAUGUUAAUAUUAGGAAAUAUUUCAACGAUCAAUACUAAUUCUAAAUUCUUUUUUAUCGAAUAGAUACGAAUAUAAAUAUAAUAAAGAAAGUGGUUGUAAUUGUUACUUGACUUGACGGAAAAUUAUUUUGAAAUGUAUGUAUGUACAUGUAUGCAGAUAUAUAGUAUAAUGUAAAACACGUCAGAAAUUAGAUUAUAUACGCGGAAAUAUAUGAUAUGUAUAUAUAUAAUAUAGACUACGAAAUAUCGAAGAGUAAUAAUUUACACAGUGGUAUCGAAAUACAAAAAAGAAACAUGCAGAUCGAAGAAAAACUGCAGCAUGUUAUCUCGAAAGAUAAAUCCUUUCUUUUAUAUUGAGAAAAACUCUAUACGAUUUGAAAAGAUAUUUCUACACGAAUAUAAUACAAUAUAAUAUUGAUCAUCCGUGAAACAGCUCUACGAUGCUUCCAAUUGAGACUAAAUAUUUUUCUAGCAAGUAAAGAGGAUGGAAGAAACAUCUUUUAACGCGCGCGACAAAAUCCUAAAUAAAAUAGCAAAAUUCAUUUCAAUCGAAUAUCCCCCAAAAAAAAGGAAUUGAUAAGCAGACUACUUUCAAUCUAGAGAAAUUGAUAAAUAAAAAUACUUCAUCGAAGUAAGCCGUGUAAAAAAAAAAGAAAAAAAAAAAAAAAAGACAAAAAAUAAAAUAAGAAAAAAAAUUAGAAGAGAAACGGUAUUCUCCCGGGCGUUAAACCAACGACGUCUCGAUGUUACGUACAAAUUGGUGCUACGUCGGCACGAACCUGAACGAUGAAUAUAUCAAUUUGUACAUUGUACUCUUUCCCUCUCUUUCUCUCUUUUAUUCUCUUCUAAUCUAUAUCUGUAUUAAAAUCGCAGCCUAACGCUAAACUGUUUUGCUUUGUCUUUUUUUUUUCCGAUCGACGUGCUCCUGUACUUUGCACGACACAAAAGCCGAAGGUUUUUACGCACACGGUUAUCGUCCGUUUAUUAUUUCACACGACAAACUUCUUUGAGGAAGUAUACUUUUUAUAUAUAGUUUUCGAAUGAAAUAUUAUAUCGACCAAUUGGAAGAUCAAUUGAAUUCAAUUCAUGAAUAUCAACGAAUCGACACGCGUUAUACGAUAAUUUCUUCUAGUUUAGUAAAUCUGGAGUUACGCGGGAGAUGGACGGGUUAAGAAUGUUUAAUUGACGACUCCUUUCUCUAAUCGAUAAAUAGACUUGUAAGAAGAGUGGAUAGCGAAGAAAAACAGGAAAGAUAGAAAUAUGAGAAAUUGUUUAAACGAAGAGUAAAAGAAAGAUUUAGACAGAGUAGAUAAUAUAUAAGAUAUAUAGAAUGGAUAUAAGUGAAAGGAAAGCAAUGAUAGAUAGCAAGUCGAAUAGAUAGAAUAGAUAAUGUAUAAGAUAUAUAGGAUAUUCAAAAAGGACUUAAAUGAAAGGAAAGCAUUGAUAGAUAGCAAUUAGAAUAGAUAGAGUUAAAAAUAGGAAAGAUAUUAUAGAAUUUAGGAAUAUUGCGAUAGAUACAAGAUAAAUAGGAAAGCAUAAUAUAGGAUUAAUUAAUUAACAGAUACGAUAGAGAUAUGAGAAUCUAGAGAAAGAAGUGACGGAGAUUGAGAAAAAAGUAUCUAAAAGCAAGUAGUAAUAAAGACGAAAUAGACAAAAAGCUAGACAAAGAGAAAGCAAAGUAUCGAUUAUAGAAAAGAGCAAGUAUAGAAGAAAGUAGAGAUUCGUCAAAGAAAAUCCUCUUUUUUUUUUUCUUUUUUUUUUAUAUAAUAAUAAUAAUAAAUAUACAAAAUGUGAAUGUUGACUAUUGAAAUUGAUGGACAUAUUAAAGGGAAGAAUAGAAUUGGAAUGUUUUUUCAUUCUCUCGCGUGAUAGACUUUUUCGUAGAUAGAUAAAGGAGUCGAACAAAAAGAAGAGAAGCAAGAGCAAAUAGUUUUUGUAUAAAAGUUAGAGUGAACGAAAGGAUAGCAAAAUAGUAAAAAGCUGAAGGAAAAGAAAUGAAAGGAAAGAAAAAAUAUGAGACGAACUGUACGGCAGACAGACUUAUUCGUUCUCACGGAACAUUAGAGAUAGCGCAAGGACAGCAAACCUGCAAUUAAAUUCCCCUCUCUCUUUCCCUCUCUCUUUCUCUUUCUCUUUUCCUCUUUCUGACUCUAACUCUUUCCUAUCAUCAUAUAUUGUCCCCUACGUACAUACAUACAUAUAAAGCUACGUAGAUAGAGUUACGUAUAAGUGAAAAGGAAGUUAAAGCGCGGAACGAUUGGCUGGCUUGGCAAUUCUAAAAAUACAAAAGCAAAGCUCGCCUUCUGUUGAGGAUGCGAGGCGAGCACGGGGGUAUACCAAAGGGGCGACUUUGUUGAAAGUGCAACGACGAUUUUACGAAGUUUCAAGAGGCGUGGUAAAAGGGAUAAAUCGCUCGUGAUCUGCAUUCAUAACAAAUGCACCGUUGAAAUAUGAAAAGGAAAGACGUCUCGGACGUCGGCUAUCUCGCGCUUUUUAAAUAUUAAGUUAAAGGAGGUAUUACUCUCGCCCUCCUUUUUCUCCUACCAUGUCUUCUCUAGGCGAUCGUUAAACAGGCGCGCGCAUCUUGUCUUUACAUAGUUCGUCCGUACUGUGUCUAUAGACGCUCCGAGAGGGUAAAGUCUAUAGACUACGACGGAAGCUCGAAAGAUUGGAUUCUCGACUGUGCCAUAUAUCGUGUUAAAAGCGUAAAAGAGGAAGAGAAAAUUAAGACUGACCGCGAUCGCACGGAUCAAACAUUUCCAUUUCUACUUGAAAACGGAGAGAAAACGAAUCGACAACGACGAGGACAAUCGAAUCACUAAUUUUAUAUCCAGCGAUUUAUUUCACACGAUUACUCAUCGAUAAAAAAGAAAAAAAAAAGGUAAAUAUUCGUAAAAGAUUUGUUUUAUCCGUGCUUAAGAUUCUUAUUAAUUCGGUCACUUUUUCUUGUCUUUGUGCGACAUAACAGGCAUGUGUCUACUUUUUGUACGAUUUUUUGCUACCUUUCCUUUGCCCAUAAUUAUCGACAACUCGUCAUUGUACAUACCUUAAAUUGCAAGUAAAUUUUAGUGCACUGUUUCAUGAAAAAUAAUCGUCAUUAGAUUUAAUGCUUUUUCUGGAUGUUGUGCUUUUUAAAUCUGUCUAGAAUCCUAUCUAUUCAAAUACUUAUGUAUCUGUUUUCAAGCCUCUCAAACGUUUCUUGUCUGAAAGCUUUUUCCUCGACUAUCGCUUAAUGUUUUAUUUUGACAUUUUCUCUUCCCUUUUCUAACAAUACGUAUUAUUACCUCACAUGAGAUUAUUUCUUUUUUUGAUUUUUUGUCGUAACUAUUACUCGUCUGCGUAUUUUAUUUUCUCUUCUUCACAGAAAGAAUUUACAACUUUGAAUGUCUUUUUCAACUUUAAAGUGUAUACUCUUAAAUAUUUCUUUGUCACAUUAGAAUGAUAUUUUUAAAACGCUUAUUUGCCUUGAUAAUUUUUGAAUUCUCUUGAUAUCUUAUUUUCCAAUUUACCAUGUAUUAUAUUUUUUACCCAUAACUUGUUUUAGAAAAAUUACAAAUCUUCUUAUUUAUUCAUAUAAAAUCAAUCGCAUUAAAUAUUUUCAUCGAUUUAAGAAAUAGUGCAUUUUCUCAGCUUCAUUCAUGCUUAUUAGUUUAUUCCGAUGCAAUUUAAAUUAUUUUUCUAAACUUUAUAAUAAUCAUUUAUAUGUGAAUUUCAAACUUUUGUUUAUAGUCUCAUGUUAUUACCUUUUCCAGUGUUUUUGACUUGAAGAAAUACCUCACAAUUUUACAAAGAUAUUUUAAUAAUUCAUUAAAGAAAAGGACUGUAUUCUUCGAAAAUGGCUUCUCAUUUGACGAUCUUGAUCAUUGUUUUGACAAAAUUAUCGUCAUAGAAUUGUCUCCAAUUUGUUUAUCGAAUAUAUAGAGUUUUUCUUAUAACUCGUAAAGUGUAAUAAGUUAUUCGCAUAAACGGCUCAUUUAUCAUCAUCGCACACUUUUCUAAACGAUGUAUAAGUACUUGUAGAAAUAUAGAAUAUGAUGCUAACAUUUCUACAAAUAUAUAUUUACCAUCUUUAGAAUUCGUAGUGUGCUCAGCAGAGCCUGUUUAUCAAUCGACUAAUUACACUGCAAGAAAUUUUGUUUUCAAGAUAGUAAAAAUGUUACUAAAAUUACACGGAUAUUUUUCUAUACAUUUAAUUUUAUCUCUCAUAAAACAUCGUUAUAUCUUGUCACGAUAAACUACUAUAAUAUUUAUAAAUAGAAUUUGAUUCAUCAUAUUAGAAUAUAUAAAAGCAAUGAGAAGCAUUAAUAACACACGUUGCAUAAUACAUAGGAAAAGAAUUUAAAAAUUUGUAUCAUAGAAACGCUAUACCCGUAGUUUCAUUAAAAUUUUAAUAUUAUAAAAGUGAUGGAAAAAUUUUCAUUGUUGCGACAAAACGAUCAUCGUUAACUAAUUCUCUAUUUCUUUUGUAGGAAGAUGUGUGCUUGAAACCUCUAAGUUACUAUUAAAAAUUCAACAAACCAAUCCGAACGCAUGUAAGGACAGACAUGGUAGAGGUAAAAUAACAAGAGACGAUAAGAAAUAAGAAAUGUUACUUUUUAAAGCUCAUUAUAUUUUCUACUACGCGUUAUAUACUGUGAUUCUAUCAAAGGAACUUUGUAAAUGGAAAUAAAAAUUUUCAAUCAUACUUUCAGCUGUUCUUUAUGUUUGCGCAUUCCAACAUUAUUUUUUAAAUAGAUAUAUAUCCCACCUGAAGUUAGUUUUAGAUUCACUUUACGUUCAUUGCACGUUCAUAGGAAGUAUAUUUAUAAAAAAAAAAAAAAGAAAAAAAAAACUGCUUAUAUAGAUACGUAUAUUUUUGUUUUGUUUAAAUAAUUUCAAAAUAAAACUUUUCAUACCUUUAUUUCACCCAUUAAAAAUUUCAUCUUCCUCUGGAUCCCCUCAACGAUUUUGAUCAUAGGACGUGUACAAGCUUCAAUGAUACAUUUAUUACAUAUGUAAUAUUUGGGAGCGUAAAGUUCAAAUGUCUAUUUGUUUUAUAGGAAGGACGAUUGGUUGAAUAAUAAAUAAAUAAAAAAAUAAGAAUACUCGGUUAUUUAUAUCUGAUUUCACUUUAUUGUUUUUCUCAGCCAGUAAAAGAGUUUUGGAUUCUAGUUUUGAACGUAGCACACAUUGAUAUAUUUUUAUAUAAACAUAGCCGGAAACUCGUCUAUUUUAGUAAAAAUUUCAUGUAAAAUCUUUCAGGAGCGUACAAUAGAUUUGUAUUAAAGAGAUGAGAAUCAGUAUUAUGUAUAACACACACUGUAGUAGUAGAUACACAUCUACACGUUUCUAUAGACCUACGAGAUAAUUGGUAUCGCUAUAAAUAUUCUGGUUAUACACAUCGUACAAACGGUUAGUACCAAUCCCACAGUUAUAACAAAAUGAUGAUAAGAAUUCACGAUUAUCGUAUUCUAAACACAAGCAGCAAAAUGAUGUAUACUACCGUCAAGCCAUCAAGAUAUAUAAGAAAUCAUUGACGAUUAAAUCGCAAACUUUAUAGCUGAUAGUAAUUAUUGUUUCAUGUGUGCCUUAUUUGGUUUGUGUACAUUUAUAGAUAGAUAGAUAUAUACAUAUAAGUAUUUAUACAUAAGUAUAUAUAAAUUUACUUAUAUAUAUAUGUAUGUAUGUAUGUAUUAAUGUAUAAGCACGUCACGCAGUUGUCGUAUAACGAGCAACAUGUAUUUAAAAAGAUAGAUAGAUAUAUACAUACAAGUAUUUAUACAUAAGUAUAUAUAUAUAUAUAUAUAUAUAUAUAUAUAUAUAUAUAUACACGUAUGUAUUAAUGUAUAUGCAUGUUACGGAGUUGUACAACGAACAACAAACACACUACCGGGUUUUUUGUUCUUUUUCUUUUUUAUGAAAAAACAAAGUCGUUUUAUCCAGUAAUCCAACGAGACAUUUAAGAGUUUAUCUCUAGACGAAAAUACACCGAGCUUUUUCUGCUAAAGUCUAAUGCGAUAUUCGUGAGUUAUUCGUACAAGUAUAGUAUCAUAUGUUUGGAAUUAAUAUUACCAGUCGAUUAUGCAUAUGUUAAACUAAUCACUUAAUCCAGCCUAUCGUUACAACUAUUACCUUGUUGAACGAUAUUAUAAUAUUCUAUUUCGAAUGCUCUCUGUGUGCGUGCGUAUGUGUGUUUUGUGUGUGUGUGUGUGUGUGUUAUUCGAAGAAAUGCAAAAGCAAAGAUAUCAUCAUUACUUGAGAUCUUAUCAUGCAAUCAACCAGUGCUUCCCGCUUUUUUAUUUAGCAUAAAACGGGCGAAUGUUUUGAUGGGUAAACUUUCAAUAGUUUUUUUUUGUUUUUCUCGAACGGUAGAUAAGAUUUUAAAUGUUCGUUCCUAAAAGGAUACACAUUUGAUCGCUUUUUGUUUCUUUUAUCAGCGAAAAGAUAACGAGAAUGUUCUCGAUUAACGAGAAACUAUCUCCCCCAAUUGUCUCGGGACUGUUGUGCAGUUUUUAAGCAAUAUCGAAAGUCGCACUUGCCGCUAAUGGAUAUAGAUUUUCGCAGCACAAGGAGCAUCUUAAUAGAUAGUAGAUAUUAUCUUUUAGUAUACGACGAUAAUUGCUUUUAUAUUUCGUAACUAACGAAUAAAGAAAAUGUUAAACACUGUUUUCAUAAACUAACAAAUACACUCAUCAAACUCAUUAUUUUCUUUUUUUUUUUUUUUUCAUUUUUUUACUUUUUUUUUGGCGACGACUCCUCGUCCAUUUUCUUUGUUUUUCUCUCUCUCUCGACAUAACAUUAAAAGAAAAAGAUCUAUUGGAGAGUAAUGUUAGUAUUUUACGAUCAUCAAGCUGUCACACGUAUUCGCACCUAACUAAGGAAAUGCUCUUCCGUCCUCUUUUUCUUUUUUGUUUCAGAGAAGAAUUAUAUGCGCUACAUAUACCUAUAUUAUCUUAUCCAGUUUGCUAUUUUCUUAUCAAUUUACCGAUUAUUAUGAUCUUAAAUCGGUAGCCCGUUAAUAUGUCGCAAGGUGUUACCCGUUGACCUAAUUAUAAGAAAAUAGUCUUAGCGACUUGUUCGUAUAUCGAUAUGAUUAUUAACGUAUGAAAAAUUAGACAUCGAAACUCUUAACUCUCGAUUAGAGAGAAUAACCUAAAUAACAUGUAGAGCGUACUCUUACAUGCAUAGAAGAGUAAUACUCGGGAGCAUUGCCAAGUGAAGGUAAUCUAUGCGAUAAAGUGAAUUAGCUGGACGAUAUUCUAAAGGAUGAAACGAAGAGAAAAGGAUUGAUAACGACAGAGAUAAUUAUACGUAUGGUUUUAUAUGUGUAUAUAUAUAUAUGUUCUGCGAUACUAUUCCUCCAUAACGAGUAACUUUUAGACUUUCUCAGUAUUAAAAGCACGCGUCUUAUUCUUUUCUCUCUUCUUAUUUCCGUUUGUUUAUUUUUAUAUCAAAGGAUGAUAAAGAAAGUGAGACUCUUUUUCUCUUCUCUCUAGCACUUUUUCUCCUCUUUUAAAGGAAAAUUGAUAUUACGUAGCUUUACCACCAUGCUCGUCACUGUGUAUUUUUCAUUUUGUUUCCUCCCCGAUCUCUAUUCCGAUAUGUUUGUAUCAUUAACUUAAGAAUAGAGGAAAAAGCGAUGACACAAUGAAACAUCGUUUCUUAUUUUCUUCCAAAUUGGAGAAUACUGUCAUCGUGUCGUCCCUCGUAAGAUUCUUACUAACGUGUUGGAAGGCGGGGGAGGGGAGGGGAUAGAGAAACGAGAUCGAUCGAUACGACGACAGAUCGCGCGUAUCGAUUAAAUAUCCGUAGAUCGCAUGCUAUCUCAAAGGAUUAUCGAUGCAAUGCGUUGUUACUGACGUACGCGAGAGAAGCCAUUCGCGUUUCUAAAAAGGAACCCCAAAAUGAAAAACGACGUUGUCUGUCGAUGGAAUCAGAGUUGCGGGGGUGGUAGGUAGCUGACGCGGUACGUAUUUCUUCGCGACGAUUAGUAGGAAUGUAUUUUUAGAAGGGUAAGUCAGUCGGUAUACGCGUCACGUGACAUUUUAGGGAAACGUCAGGCGCCCGCCCCUUCUCUCCAUUUCGAAAGAUCGAGACGCGGACUAUUUAAGCUCCCAGCGCGCUUUUGCCGAUGCGAAUUAGAAAGUGAAAUCACAAUUUACUGGGACCCAUUGGGAUUCGUUCGACCGUCCAUAUCGUUUCUCUCUACUCAUCUUCCCAAGUGUUUAGAAUUCACCGUUCUGUCCAGAAAAGAAAGAACAGAAAAGCACGGUAGUACGAAC